Dendrobium catenatum is the source of this 712-nucleotide messenger RNA. Its product is annotated as floral homeotic protein PMADS 2. The transcript has a single exon. Gene Ontology annotation, molecular function: RNA polymerase II cis-regulatory region sequence-specific DNA binding; protein dimerization activity; DNA-binding transcription factor activity, RNA polymerase II-specific. NCBI's taxonomy places the organism in Eukaryota, Viridiplantae, Streptophyta, Magnoliopsida, Asparagales, Orchidaceae. The record is from RefSeq and is a predicted model, not a curated record. Gene Ontology annotation, biological process: regulation of transcription by RNA polymerase II. The coding region runs from base 131 to 565 and encodes 144 amino acids.
CCUCUCUGUCUGUCUUUCUCCCUCUCGCUUUCUGAGCACUGCCUACUUCCGAUCUCUCAUUUUCUCUCUGCAAAUAUUCGUUCGCGGUCUCCUAUAUCUGAUUUCGUCUGGAUUGUCUUUGUCCGUCAAGAUGAUCGGGAAAGGGAGAAAAAAGGUGGAGAACAAACUAAUAGAGAAUAGCUCAUCCCGAAUGGUUUGCUUCUCAAAGCGCCGCAAGGGACUGUUCAAAAAGGCGGAGGAGCUCUCAGUUUUAUCCGGUGCUAGAGUUGCCGUUCUCGCUUUCUCUCAGGCCGGAAAGAUGUACUGCUCCGAUGCUCAAACUCUCAACUCCCUCCUCGAUCCUCAGUUCAAUAUCUCCUCUGAGAAAGAGGCCGAAAACUACUGGGAGCUUGAUUAUCUUGAAGCCCUAACUGGAAAUGUUCGGGCUUUCUGGUAUAACAAACCUGACGUCCAGAAAAUGGACUAUGAGGAACUCCAGAAGUUCGAGAGAGCAAUUUUGGAGUAUGAACAAAUGCAGUUGGCCAAAAACUACGGCAAUUUGUUUGAGUAUGAACAGAUGCAGUAGCUCAUUCAUAGAAUGCAUUUUCAUGUAUAGAUAGUUUGCUGUAAUCAUUGUCUGAAAAUUGUAAUUGAGGCAUUUUCAUGUAUAGAUUGUAUCAUGCAUAAUGUGAGUUAAGUCGGUUUGUAUCAUGCAUCAUGGGAGUUGGAUUGG